UACUGAGCUACAUUAAUUGUAUAUGUUUUACAAGUACCUGGAUUUGUCUUGGAACCAAAAGAACGCAUAGUAAUAGUUAUUUUCCGGAAUUAUUUAUGUAAAACACACGUUAUGUCUGCCGCUGCAAAUAGCAAAGGAUUUCACUACGCAUCCAUUCGCUACUGUCAUAGACUAAUAACAACUGCGGUUACCCAGCUAUUUAUGAGAUCAACCAUCUUUGGCUGAAAUGAAUUUUCUACGUAACCGUCUUGUUGUGCUGGGCCUGGUGUUGCUGGCCACUGUUCUGUUGUACCUGCUACUGCCGUCCAUUCGUCAGGGCAGCAUGGAGCCUUCGCUGGAUGUCCAGAGGAUGGGCCUGGUGGCUGUCUCUCCUCCUCCGCCUCCUGCCAUCAACGUGUCCGUCCGCACAGGGCAGCUACCCGGGGACCCUCCACUCUUCUUCAGGGAAGCUUUGCCGGUCGAUGGAUCUGGUAGGCAGAUAUUGCCCAGGCUGCAAGUGGUCCUUCUCCAUGGCCAAGCUUUCUCUUCCAAAACCUGGGAGGAACUGGGCACCCUGGCCUUGCUGGCCACAAACGGAUACCAGGCCUUGGCUGUGGACCUACCAGUUAUUUCUCCCACCAGGAUUUGGGAACUCUCCAGACUCGGAUGCUGUGAAGACAGACCAGCAUCGGGUGGACCUUCUGGGGAGGUUUAUGGAGGCUUUGGGCGUGAGGACAGCGGUGCUGCUCAGCCCCUCUAUGAGCGGCCACUACUCCAUCCCCUUCCUCAUGAAACACAGUGCCCAGCUGCACGGCUUCAUCCCCAUAGCCCCAGUAGGAACCCGCAGCUACACCCCUCAGCAGUACCAGGGCAUCCAGACUCCUACUCUGAUUGUGUUUGGAGCGCUGGACACCAACCUGGGGGCCCAGUCCCACAAGAAUCUCAUGCAGCUCCCACACCACUCAGUCCUGAAGAUGGAGGGGGCGCGCCAUGCCUGCUACAUGGACAAACCUUGGGAGUUCCACCAAGCACUGUUGGACUUUCUCAGCAAACUGGAGUGAGAGGGGAAGGAAAAAAGAGAUAAACAGGGUUGUGUUUGCGUGGAAGUGGAGAGAUUAUACACAAAUAAGAAAAAGGGAAAGUAGUCCUCUGGGAUAAUAGGGCAAAGGCUGCUUUUGAUAUUACAAAUUACCCCGGGCCCCCUGGUUACCCUGGUAGAGUGGCUUACCCCUGGCCCUUAGCCACCCUGGUAGAGUGGCUUACUCCAGGCCCCUAGUCACCCUGGUAGAGUGGCUUACCCCAGGCCCUUAGCCACCCUGGUAGAGUGGCUUACUCCAGGCCCUUAGCCACCCUGGUAGAGUGGCUUACCCCAGGCCCCUAGUCACCCUGGUAGAGUGGCUUACCCCAGGCCCUUAGCCACCCUGGUAGAGUGGCUUACCCCAGGCCCUUAGCCACCCUGGUAGAGUGGCUUACCCCAGGCCCCUAGUCACCCUGGUAGAGUGGCUUACCCCAGGCCCUUAACCACCCUGGUAGAGUGGCUUACUCCAGGCCCCUAGUCACCCUGGUAGAGUGGCUUACAUUGCGAUGCUUUUGUUGACAACCCAUCAAAUCGAGAGCAACUUUAAAAGAAGUUUACUCUUUGAGUUGAGCAUGUAGAACAGAAUAUAUGCAAAUUCAAAGACUAGAAGCAAAGACUUGAGUUUUUUUCUACAGGCAUCAUUAUUGGUUCCAUGAUGAAGAUCAACAUCAGUUAGUUGAGAUGAGGAUGAAGAGGUUAAAGGAGAUCUAAGGCGAUACUACCAGGGUCGUAUUCAUUCAUGCACACUGUAGCAAAGUGUUUUAUAACGGAAAACAAAAACAAGUGUUUCUUAUUGGACAAGUUCAGGUAGUCCCUUCCUGUUUCAUCCCUUUUGCUUCUGUUUGGUUCAUAGUGAAUACAAACGACCCUGUUUAGCGAAAUUACCUGUGAAAAUUGUGAGAUCAGUUAAAAAAAAAUCUUGUGUGUUUUUUUUUUUAGACAGAAUCAAUGCUUGCCAAUUCACAACACUCAUGGUACAGAAACUUGGAUAAAGACUAACAGUAACAUUAAGAUAUUUAUUUAUAGACUUCAGCUCCCUGUUAAAGCAUGUUCACGUUCAUUCUGAAUUUCUUGCUGAAGUGUGUGUGUGUGUGUGUGGGGGGGUCCAAUGAUGAUUAAGGUAUUUACUAAAUGAGAAAGCUGUUACAACCAGGAAAGUACACUCCGUUACAUUUCUAUGUUAUGAGGAUGACCACUAUUUUAAGUUAUUAUGAGUUUGUACAUAUUAGGUGAUUUUGUUUCAUCGGACAACAAAUUAAAGCCUCAAGUUAAAUGGCUUAAACAAUCAUGAAAGGUAUUUUAAGUUGUGCUGUUAUUGCGCUUAAGUUCCUUUAAUAAAGACUGCAGAAAAUA
Molecule: messenger RNA, 2410 nt
Organism: Salmo salar (Atlantic salmon)
Lineage: Eukaryota; Metazoa; Chordata; Actinopteri; Salmoniformes; Salmonidae
Gene: abhea
Product: Abhydrolase domain-containing protein 14A
Cellular component (GO): cytoplasm
Source: RefSeq, a predicted model, not a curated record